Messenger RNA from Pungitius pungitius (ninespine stickleback), 2944 nucleotides. RefSeq names its product nucleolin (gene nucleolin). Gene Ontology annotation, cellular component: spliceosomal complex. The transcript has 16 exons. The record is from RefSeq and is a predicted model, not a curated record. Gene Ontology annotation, biological process: positive regulation of mRNA splicing, via spliceosome. Bases 141 to 2237 code for a protein of 698 amino acids. NCBI's taxonomy places the organism in Eukaryota, Metazoa, Chordata, Actinopteri, Perciformes, Gasterosteidae. Gene Ontology annotation, molecular function: mRNA binding.
ACCAGCGCGGCUUCCACUUCUCAGUCUUUCCUGCCCAAUGUUCCACCGAGUAGGCUGAUCCACGUGUUUGCAUUAGCUAUUUCGUUAUUUGUUCCUAAACGUCCAGUUAUUUGUGUUUCACUGAAACGCACAGCAGCACAAUGGUGAAACUUGCAAAGGCAGCAAACAAGCAGGCGACUCAGAAGAAAAAGGCCCCUCCACCCCCCAAAGAAGUGGAGGAGGAAUCCAGUGAGGAGGAAAGCAGUGAUGAAGAAGAGACUCCACCCCCUAAAGUGGUGAAGAAGGCCACACCAGCAAAGGCUACCCCAGUUGUUAAAAAUGGCGCUGCUGCCAAAAAAGCAGAAAGCGAGGAGGAUGAUGAUGAUUCCGAGGAGGAGUCUGAAGAGGAAGCCCCUCCACCAAAAAAGACCCCAGCAAAGGCUAAAACCACUCCAGCAAAAGCUAAGCCCACACCCGCAAAGGCUAAACCCACACCUGCAAAGGCAGAGGAGUCAGAUGAUGAGUCUGAAGAAGAGGCCCCACCCCCCAAGAAAUCGGCUAAACCUGGUGCCAAAACCCCAGUGAAGGCCAAACCUGCAAAGGAGUCCUCUGAAGAAGAUGAAUCAGAAGAAGAAACAGCCCCACCCCCCAAGAAGGCUACUCCAGCUGCCAAAAAAGCCGCAAAGGCUGCUAAAGAAGAGUCUGAGGAGGAGGAUGAUGAAGAGGAGGAUGAAGACGAAGAUGAAUCUGAGGAAGAGAUGGACACCACUCCUGCGCCGGCAAAGGCAAAGAAAGCCGGCAUGGUCAAGGCUAAGGAAGAAUCUGAGGAAGAUGAUGAUGAGGAAGAUGAUGAGGAGGACGAUGAUGAGGAUGAUGAUGAGGAAGAGGAAGCCCCAGUGACUCCUGCAAAGAGGAAGGCAGAGGGCAAGAAUGACACACCUGCUGCCAAGAAAGCAAAGCCAGAUGGCGAAGGAUUCUGUCUAUUUGUUGGAAACUUAAACGCCAACAAAGACUUUGACGAAAUCAAGGACGGUCUGAGGAAAUUCUUUUCCAAGAACAGCCUUGAGGUCGCCGAUGUGCGGUUGGGUGGAUCCAAGAAAUUUGGAUAUGUUGAAUUUUCAUCUGAGGAGGACAUGCAGAAGGCUCUUGAACUAAAUGGCAAGAAGCUCAUGGGUCAGGAGUUGAAGUUGGACCGGGCCCGAAGCAAGGACAGCUCUCAGGAUGGCAAGAAAGAGAGAGAUGCACGAACGCUAUUUGUGAAAAACCUUCCCUUCUCUGCCACAAUCGAUGACUUGAAGGAAGUCUUUGAAAAUGCAGUUGACGUCAGGUUACCACCAGGCCAGAACGGUUCUAAUAGAGGAAUUGCCUACAUUGAGUUCAAAAGUGAGGCUGAUGCAGAGAAGAUGCUGGAGGGGGCUCAGGGAGCUGAUGUGCAGGGGAGAUCCAUCAUGGUUGACUAUGUUGGUGAUAAGAGCCAGGGUCAGAAAGGGUCCAUGUCACAAGGUGCCGGAGCAGCCAGUAAAACACUGGUGGUGAAUAAUCUAUCGUUCACUGCCACAGAGGAAGCCCUACAAGCUGCUUUUGAGAAAGCUGUUUCUAUUAGGAUUCCACAGAGAGAUGGCAGACCUAAAGGCUUUGCUUUUGUAGAGUUUGAGAGUGCAGAGGAGGCAAAGGAUGCUCUGGAAAACCUCAACAACACAGAUAUUGAAGGCCGGUCAAUCCGACUGGAGUACAGUCAGAACAGUGGCAGAGAUGGCGGCAGAGGAAACAUGGGUCCAACAAAAACACUUUUCGUCAAGGGUCUCUCUGAGGACACAUCAGAUCAGACCCUCAAGGAUUCAUUCGAUGGUGCCGCAGCAGCCAGAAUAGUAACAGACAGAGAAACGGGGUCCUCAAAAGGUUUUGGCUUUGUGGACUUCAACAAUGAAGACGAUUGCAAGUCAGCCAAGGAAGCCAUGGAGGACGGCGAGAUUGAUGGCAGAAAGGUGACCCUGGACUACGCCAGGCCCAAGGGUGAAGGCGGCUUCCGUGGCGGUCGCGGCGGUGGUGGAUUCGGCGGCGGCGGCCGUGGUGGUCGCGGAGGCCGAGGUGGCUUUGGUGGCGGUUUCGGCGGAGGUCGCGGCGGUGGUGGAUUCGGCGGCAGGGGAAGAGGAGGUCCCCGUGGAGGCGGACGUGGUCGUGGUGGCUUUGGAGGUGGAAGAGGUGGUGGUGGAUUUGGAGCCAAACCCCAGGGGAAGAAAAUUAAGUUUGAUGACUAAAUCCUUGGUCUUUUACUUUUUUUGAAUGGACUCUGGUUUCAUCACUUUUCAGAGCUUUUGGACAUUCCAGAAAGCGUCAACGAUAUAUAUUUAACUGUUAAUGGGCAUUUUAGCCCUUUAUUUAGACCCCCUCAAACCUUCCCCAACCCUUGUGUGCCAGAAUGGUACUUUUGACCUUCUCAACUCAUGAGCAUUGUGUGUACUGAAUGUCCCGAAUGCAAGCCUGCGCCUCUCGCUCUCAUUAGCUUGUUUUUUCGAAGGAGUAAAAUGGAACGGGUCUGGCAAACAAGUUUGCUGUGAAAAAUACGCUUGUCUUUGUCAGAAACAUUGUGUAAAUUUAAACAGUUUGUAUGAUUUCAUUUUACCUUUUUGUAAAAAAAAAAACAAAACUAAGAGUUUCACUUGUAUCCAUAUGUUUUGGUUUUAUUUUGUCAUUUAGUUUCCUUUAGUUACCAAGUUUUACUGUAAUGUGCAAAGCAUAUUUUGAUAGCAGAGUUGAGUCGGUGCUCAAGAGUUGGAUGUUAAGAAAAUGGCAAAUGUUCUGUCAGUUUAUUUGGUGGGGCAGAGUCAGUGUUUGAGUCAGAGGAUGAAUAACCUCUUGUCUAUGUAACAUAAAAUAUUUGUAGUGCAUUGACUUUUUUUCCCCAUCCGAGAAUCUCCAGAUUUUCAUGUGAUUUAAAUAAAACCUUGUAGGUGGUGAUUUUUAA